AGAUUUUUUUUGCUCCGUCUCGGAGGAUGUCAGGUGAGCGGCCCGCGGUGGCACGGAUGUGCUGAUUACUGCUCCCGUCACAUCGGCCAGACCCCAGCACUUUGGCUUGGCAUGCGCAGACCGAGGACAACGGCACUGACAGGAAAUUGAAGGGAAUGGAGAUGGAUGUCUAAAAUCAACGUUAUUGUUUUUUUUUCUUGUUACAUGGAUUGUGUGGAGAUAAAUUGUAUACCGGAGGAACUUCACUCAAUUUAAUUUGCUUCAGGAUUGCAGAACCGGGGCAACAGGCUAUGUAGCGAUGCUGUUUUCCCCUGGACAUUAGCAAAGGCCUAGUGUGCCGUUAUGCAAACUUGUUAAGAAGCCCGAAACCCAGGCCUACUAUGAGCCAGCUCUCUCCUUCCUACCUCGACGGGCAGUCAGUUUACCACAGCGCGGCCCCUCGCGUCCUCCUGCAGUGAAGCGUCUGGCUCGAGACAGUUUCAACGGUAUUUUUCUUGAUAGAACUCGUUCACAUCAUGGUUUUGGCAAUGAGGUACGGAGCCCAUCUACUAUGGGUAGGCCUGCUUGUGUUGUGCACGGUGGAUUUGAGCACCAGCCUGGAGUUCACCGGGGCCGAGGGCCAGUGGGCCCGGUUCCCGAUGUGGAACGCAUGCUGCGAGAGCGAAAUGAGUUUCAACAUGAAAACCAAGAGGUCUAACGGGCUGUUAGUUUACUUCGAUGACGAGGGAUUCUGUGACUUUUUAGAACUUCUAAUACACAACGGUAAACUCAGUCUCAGGUUUUCUAUAUUUUGCGCCGAACCGGCCACCGUCAUCACGGACACCGCAAUUAACGACAGCCAGUGGCAUGCGGUAACAAUCAAGAGACAUUUUAAGAACACGACUCUCAUAGUGGACAAGGAGGUCAAAUGGGUGGAAGUGAAGUCGAAAAGAAGGGAUAUGGUCGUCUUCAGCCAUUUGUUUCUAGGGGGAAUACCGCCGGAAUUACGCUCUGUGGCUUUACGCCUAACUUCGGCCUCUGUGAAGGACCAGGUGCCUUUUACCGGGUGGAUAACGGACAUCAAAGUGAACAACACGGAGGCCUUGAUGUUAAACAGUGCGGGAAUUCUUAAUGAGCUUUGCGGAGAAGCCACUGCAUGUUUAAACGGAGGGGUCUGCAGUGUGGUCAACGACGAACUGACCUGCGACUGCACACACACCGGGUUCCAAGGCAAGGACUGCAGCGAAGGUCUGGCGCACCUGAUGAUGGGCGACCAAGGCUCUGGGCCGGGUCCUGGAGGAGGCGGCUGGCGACUCAGAUCUCUGCUGAGCAUUUCAGGGAAGGAGGAGUAUGUGGUGACCUUCAAGGGUUCGGAGUUCUUCUGCUACGACCUGUCCCUGCAGCCCAUCCAGAGCAGCAGCGACGAGAUCACGCUCUCCUUCAAGACGCUGCAGAGGAACGGCCUGAUGCUGCACACGGGCAAGUCGGCCGACUACGUCAACCUGGCGCUGAAGAACGGUGCCGUGUCGCUGGUCAUCAACCUGGGCUCCGGGGCCUUCGAGGCACUGGUGGAGCCCGUUAACGGGAAGUUCAACGACAAUGACUGGCAUGACGUCAAGGUUACCAGGAACCUGCGGCAGCACUCAGGCAUUGGACACGCUAUGGUGACCAUCUCAGUGGACGGCAUCCUGACCACCACGGGCUACACCCAGGAGGACUACACCAUGCUGGGCUCAGAUGACUUCUUCUACGUGGGGGGCAGCCCCAGCACGGCCGACCUGCCUGGAUCCCCCGUCAGCAACAACUUUAUGGGCUGUCUGAAGGAGGUGGUGUAUAAGAACAACGAUGUACGUCUCGAGCUGUCUCGCCUGGCCAAGCAGGGCGACCCCAACAUGAAGGUCCAUGGGCUGGUGGCCUUCAAGUGUGAGAACGUAGCCACCCUCGACCCCAUCACCUUCGAGACCCCGGACUCCUUCAUCACACUGGACAAGUGGAACGCCAAGAAGACCGGUUCCAUCUCCUUCGAUUUCCGCACCACGGAGCCCAACGGCCUGCUCCUUUUCAGCCACGGCAAGCCCCGGCAGCCCCCCAAGGAGGGGGCAAGCCCCCAGGCCCUCAAGGUGGACUUCUUCGCCAUUGAGAUGCUGGACGGCCACCUGUACCUGCUGCUGGACAUGGGCUCAGGCACCACCAAGACCAGGGCGGUCAACAAGAAGGUCAAUGAUGGAGAGUGGUACCAUGUGGACUUCCAGAGAGACGGACGAUCAGGAACCAUCUCCAUCAACACCCUCCGCACGGCCUACACAGCUCCAGGGGAAAGUGAGAUCCUGGACCUGGAUGACCAGCUGUACCUGGGCGGUCUCCCAGAGAACAAGCUGGGCCUGGUCUUCCCCACCGAGGUGUGGACCGCCAUGCUGAACUACGGCUACGUGGGCUGCGUGCGCGACCUGUUUGUGGACGGGCAGAGCAAGGACGUGAGGCGGCUGGCGGAGGUCCAGCGCGCGGCCGGGGUCAAGCCCUCCUGCUCCAAGGAGCCGCCCAAGCAGUGCCUGUCCAACCCCUGCCAGAACAGCGGGCUGUGCCGGGAGGGCUGGAACCGCUACGUGUGUGACUGCUCUGGGACGGGCUACCUGGGGCGCUCCUGCGAGAGAGAUGCUACCAUACUCAGCUAUGAUGGCAGUAAGUUUAUGAAGAUCCAGUUGCCGUUGGUGAUGCAUACAGAAGCUGAGGAUGUAUCGCUACGCUUUCGCUCCCAGCGGGCCUACGGCAUUCUCAUGGCAACCACGUCACGUGACUCGGCCGACACCCUACGUCUGGAGCUGGAGGCGGGGCGCGUGAGACUCACCGUCAACCUAGACUGUAUCAGGAUUAACUGCUCCUCCAGUAAGGGUCCAGAGACUUUAUUUGCGGGUCAGAACCUGAAUGAUAACGAGUGGCACACUGUCAGGGUGUUCAGGAGAGGCAAGAACCUGAAGCUUACCGUGGAUGACCUGCCUGCUGUGGAAGGUCAGAUGGCAGGUGACCACACUCAGCUGGAGUUCCACAACCUGGAGACAGGCAUCGUGACGGAGAAGCGCUUCCUGUCCCUCGUACCCUCCAACUUCAUCGGCCACCUCCAGAGCUUCUCCUUCAACGGCCUGGCCUACAUCGACCUCUGCAAGAACGGAGACAUUGAGUACUGCGAGCUCAACGCAGUGAUCGGCUUCAAGAGCAUCGUGGCCGACCCGGUGACCUUCAAGUCGCGCUCCAGCUACGUGUCGUUGACCACCCUGCAGGCCUACUACUCCAUGCACCUGUUCUUCCAGUUCAAGACCACCUCCUCUGACGGACUCAUCCUCUUCAACAGCGGCGACGGCAAUGACUUCAUCGUGGUGGAGCUGGUCAAGGGGUACCUCCACUACGUGUCGGAUCUGGGAAACGGAGCCCAUCUCAUCAAGGGAAACUCCAACAAGCCUCUGAACGACAACCACUGGCACAACGUCCUCGUCUCCAGAGACACCAACAACCUGCACACCGUCAAGAUCGACACCAAGGUCACCACCCAGACCACCAUGGGGGCCAAGAACCUGGACCUGAAGGGUGACCUCUAUAUUGGCGGUGUUGCCAAGGAGAUGUAUAAGGACCUGCCUAAGCUGGUGCAUGCCAGGGAGGGCUUCCAGGGCUGUCUGGCGUCUGUGGAUCUGAACGGCCGGCUGCCUGAUCUGCUGUCUGACGCGCUGGCCUGCGUGGGCCAGAUAGACCGCGGCUGCGAAGCAGACCUGUGUAGCUCCAUUCAUCCCCAGCAGUAUGACCACGUCUCCCACUGUGCAGAGCCAUACCAGCGUGUGCUAGCGUGGAUGACCACCUCUCCCAUGUGA
Molecule: messenger RNA, 3836 nt
Organism: Hypomesus transpacificus
Lineage: Eukaryota; Metazoa; Chordata; Actinopteri; Osmeriformes; Osmeridae
Product: neurexin-1a-like
Exons: 15
Coding region: 516-3836 (1106 amino acids)
Source: RefSeq, a predicted model, not a curated record